AUGUUUUGCUUCGAGGAUGUCGCGGUGUCUCCGAUGAGCGUCAGUUGUCUUCUCAACGCGAUGGAUGAGUACAGGCGAGUUCUGAUACCAAUCUCGGUAUAUGACUUCGGACGGCUGUCUCGAAGCCUCAAAGACAUGAAUUUGCACCUGUCUCAGACCCAAAGAUGCGCCGAUACUCCCCACAAGCGCAAUCGGUUCAAGACUCUGUACUUUGAACCUUCGAUCAGAGAUUCCGGCAUCUCGCUUAGUACACCAACUUCGGAUCCAAGGUUCCCUAGUCCCCUUACACCGCCUUGCUAUCCUGUUCCUGGUAUCCCUACCGACGAGGAAGCUCUAAUCAAGAGCGAGCUAGACUUUCUGGUGGACGAGCUUGCUGCUCGAUACGCCGGCGACGAUAGCAGGGAUUUCGAGUUUCUUGUUCCUGACCGCUGUGAUUCGCCUACCCUUGGUUAUUUCCCUGUUACAAUGGCUUCGAGGUCCCGCGUGCCACUGCCAUUGCGCGGACAGAACGACAGUAACAGCAACGGCAAGAUCAGAAGGCACCCUCCGGCACUACCAGGUGCAAGCCAUCUCAACUCACCAGUCAACCUCUCGAUUCGCGAUCUGGCCACAAGCCCAACACCUAUCAAUGUCAAAGAGACCAGUCCCCGUCCGAAACCGACCAUCAAUCCAUCUUCACCUCUCCUCGGUCUACCCCAUGUAUUUCGCCGCCUCGCCAUCACAGACCCCCAUAUCAACGGCCAACCUAUCCGCUUCUUGUCUCGAGACUACGUGGCUGGAGCAAAUAGUCUACAAGUGGGCAGUUGCACGUUCAUGAAUCUGGCUUACGGCGCAGACGUCGAAUGUGGGUUGCGCGUCGAACCAAACUCCUCUCGAAAUACCUCUGCAUCACAAACAGUGAUCUUGCAGAUUGUACAGAGGGUGGUCAGAGUCAGGGAUGGAAGCAGCGUAUGGCUUCUAUGCUCUGAAGUCGAUGUAUCGUCUUCAUUCACUGCACUAGUGAGAAGGGAAGUGGCACUUGCUGCUUCUGCACGUACGCCAGAUACAGCGGGAUCGAAACACAAGCGCGGUGCUGGCAACGAAGACGAUAUAUGGGUUUCCCUGGCUCAACAAUUGGAGACUUCAUCCUACGGCCCAAGUACAACUCGUUUGCCUACUUCCUCCUCCUCCGCCGUCAAAACCAAAAGCACAACAACACCAGCAUUAUCAGACUUGCUCUCUCUACUCACCGAACUCCGCUUUCUGCACCGCCAAUUCUUUGUUCUUUCACCCAAAAAGUCAAAGUCUGGAGAUGACGUGGAGUUUGGUAUCCCUUACUUAUCUAGUAGUUUGCAUACUUCUCUGCUCUCUCUGCCCUGGCCCAAACCUUCAGCACAUGAGAAGGGAAGGCAGAACACUAAUCCCCAUGGCCACAACACUUCCAUCUACACCUCUGACCUUGAUGCUCGCACUCCUUUGACAACUUUUAUCAACACAGCGGCUCUUGCGGCAGGAACUUGGCUUGGAGGGAGUUGGGGUCAACCCACGAUUCUGAGGGAAGUGUUGAGUCUGCCGCCCAUGGCGAAGAAGGAUGGUAACGAGGAAGAAAGGAUUGGAAUCUACGGUGUCAAAGUUGCCGAGGCUUGGGGGCAAGGAAAACAGGGUUUGGGGUGUUGGAUUUGUUUUUUGGUGCCCGAGGGUGUGGAGAGGGAACUUUGA
Molecule: messenger RNA, 1698 nt
Organism: Aureobasidium namibiae CBS 147.97
Lineage: Eukaryota; Fungi; Ascomycota; Dothideomycetes; Dothideales; Saccotheciaceae
Exons: 3
Coding region: 1-1698 (565 amino acids)
Source: RefSeq, a predicted model, not a curated record